AUGGUGAAGCUCAAUGGCACCCCCAGCGAGAAGGGCCUGAAGCCGCCCUCGGUGGAGGAUGGCUUCCAGACCGUGCCCCUCAUCACCCCGCUGGAGGUGGACCACCUGCAGCUGCCCGCGCCUGAGAAGGUGAUCGUGAAGACGAGAACAGAGUAUCAGCCCGAGCAGAAGAACAAAGGGAAGUUCCGGGUGCCGAAGAUCGCGGAGUUCACGGUCACCAUCCUGGUCAGCCUGGCCCUCGCUUUUCUCGCCUGCAUCGUGUUCCUGGUGGUGUACAAGGCCUUCACCUACGACCACAGCUGCCCGGAGGGAUUCGUGUACAAGCACAAGCGCUGCAUCCCGGCCUCCCUGGACGCCUACUACUCCUCGCAGGACCCCAGCUCCAGAAGCCGCUUCUACACCGUCAUCAGCCACUACAGCGCGGCGCGGCAGAGCACGGCGCGCGCCAUCGGGCCCUGGCUCUCGGCCGCCGCCGUCAUCCACGAGCCCAAGCCGCCCAAGACCCAGGGCCACUAG
This is a messenger RNA of Perognathus longimembris pacificus (Pacific pocket mouse), 516 nucleotides long. RefSeq names its product neuronal vesicle trafficking associated 2 (gene Nsg2). The record is from RefSeq and is a predicted model, not a curated record. Gene Ontology annotation, cellular component: membrane; endosome. Lineage: Eukaryota; Metazoa; Chordata; Mammalia; Rodentia; Heteromyidae. Bases 1 to 516 code for a protein of 171 amino acids. Gene Ontology annotation, molecular function: clathrin light chain binding. Gene Ontology annotation, biological process: endosomal transport; clathrin coat assembly; G protein-coupled dopamine receptor signaling pathway. The transcript is spliced from 4 exons.